AUGAAGUCUCACGCAUUGGCAAGAGCCCUACUGUUGGGGCUUCUUCUUCAACCUGCUUUCGCUGCGAACAUAAGGAGCAUAUUCCUAUUCAAGGACGUGAUGAAGUCAAAUACCACAGCCCUAACGACGUCCGGUUUCAACACUCUCAUCAUCUUUGGCGUCGGUGUCCUCGACAACGGCGACAUUAAAUACUACUCGAACACGCCGGGAAGCAACGACGUCCUUGUAGCAUCCAACGGUACUUAUGUCGGCGGUGACGCACUUGCCAACAAGAUACGCUCGUUCAAGACAAGCAACGACACAGGCGUCGAUAGGCUCGAGAUCUCGAUGAACGCCCAGCACGUCAGCGCGCUGAUGGCCAACCCAGGGCCCGGCGCCGAGACACCGCUGUACCGCAACUUCCAGGCACUGAAGACGGCGUGGGGUCUCGAUGCCGUCAACAACGACGACGAGUCCAUUUACGACAUCGCGAGCACCGUCGCAUUCGCCAAGAUGCUCGGGAAAGUCGGGUAUAAAUAUACCAUUGCGCCGUAUACCAACACGGGCUUCUGGUCUACCGUCGAGGCGCAGCUCAAUAAUGGCCUCAAGGAGUCAGACGUGCUCCUGGACAGGGUGUACCUUCAGUGUUACGACGGCGGCGCACGCAAUGACCCCGGAAGCUGGCAGUCUACGCUCGGGAUGAAGGUCGUGCCGCUCGUGUGGGUCACCAACGACUCGAAGCCAUCUCAAGGAACAACGGCAGCGGAGGCGCGGACUAGAUUUGCCGGCUGGAAUCAGCGGUCUGCUCUUGGCGGGGGAGGCUAUUGGAACGACUACGAUAUUGAGAAGAUGGGAUUGUCGUACAAGCAGUAUGGCGACGUUUUGACCAGUAUCUUUCCAUAA
This is a messenger RNA of Phialemonium atrogriseum, 882 nucleotides long. RefSeq lists its product as uncharacterized. The transcript has a single exon. The coding region runs from base 1 to 882 and encodes 293 amino acids. NCBI's taxonomy places the organism in Eukaryota, Fungi, Ascomycota, Sordariomycetes, Cephalothecales, Cephalothecaceae. The record is from RefSeq and is a predicted model, not a curated record.